UUUAAAAUAAACUGUAUAUAAAAAAUAAAUUGCAUAAAAUGUAUAGAAUAAUGAAAAAAUACGCAAAUAGAUGCCAUUCAGCUACACUGUACUAUUGGGACACCGUAUGACAUGUUAACCAGAGGGGCACCAGGAUAUUAGGUCAGCAGUUUUGUAAAUUAGCAUUUCUUGACGCCAUUGUGUUGGUUAUGCUGCUGUUGAACACAGUAAUAAGCCAAGAUGUCUGAUAGUGAAGGCAGUUUAUCUUCUGACGCUGAGAGUGACCAAAGCUAUGGUGCAAACAGUGAAGCAGAGGAAGCAGAAAACAGUGGUAAUGAAAGCGAUGGUGGUAACCAGCCUGAUGAUGGUGAUGGUGAUGAUGAUGUAGGCAGUGAUUCUGGUAGUCAUAGUAACCAAGGGGAUGAUGAUGAAGGCGAUGAGUUGAUGGCAGAGGAAGAUGAAUAUGAUUCUGAAGAAGAUGAGGAAAAUAACCACCGCCGUAAAAAAUCCAGAUAUGGUGGUUUUAUUUUAGAUGAAGCAGAUGUUGAUGAUGAUUAUGAUGAUGCUGUUGAGGAAGAAGAAGUUGAAGAAGGAUUUCAAGAUUUAAUUGAUAGAAAUGCUACAACUGGUGAUGUUGAAGGUGAUAGUCAUGGCGCUCGACGAUUACAUCAGAUGUGGCGAGAACAGAAAGAAGAUGAAAUUGAAGAAUACUACAAGAGAAAAUAUGCUGACACAACUUCUGGUGGACGUUAUGAUAGUAACUAUGAAAUGUCUGAUGACAUCACUCAACAGGGACUCUUACCAGGUGUUAAAGAUCCUAACUUGUGGAUGGUGAAGUGUAAAAUGGGUGAGGAAAAAGCCACAGCAGUAACAUUAAUGAGAAAGUUUAUUGCAUACCAAGUUCAAGAUGAACCGCUACAGAUUAAAUCGGUCAUUGCUGUUGAAGGACUGAAAGGGUACAUCUAUGUUGAAUCAUAUAAGCAGACCCAUGUGAAACAUGCUAUCGAAGGAAUCGGUAAUCUCCGUCUUGGACUCUGGACCCAGCAGAUGGUACCAAUCAAAGAAAUGCCAGAUGUUCUCAAAGUUGUGAAAGAAGUUGUAACUUUAAAACCAAAGUCUUGGGUUCGAUUAAAGAGGGGCGUAUUUAAGGAUGAUCUGGCGCAGGUGGACUAUGUCGAGCCUGCUCAGAACCAAGUGACCCUAAAACUUGUACCCCGUGUAGAUUACAGCCGUCCGCGAGGCAUUGCAAGAACUGCUACAGAUAACCAAGAAAAGAGAAAAAGAAACAAAAAACCAACUCAGAAAUUAUUCGAUGUGGAUGCCAUAAGGGCAAUUGGUGGUGAAGUGUCCACCGAUGGUGACUUCCUUAUAUUUGAAGGCAAUAGAUACAGCAGGAGAGGAUUUCUCUACAAGACAUUUGCCAUGAGUGCAAUAAUCGCCGAGGGCAUUAAGCCAACGCUUUCCGAAUUGGAAAAAUUUGAAGAUCAGCCAGAAAAUUUAGAUGUUGAAUUGGUGCCUGAGUCAAAAAAAAGUGAGAAACAACUACACAACUUGGCCCCUGGUGACAGCGUAGAGGUCAUAGAAGGAGAGUUGGUACAUCUACAGGGUAAAAUUAUUGGUGUAGACGGAGAUAAAAUAACAAUAAUGCCAAAACAUGAAGAUCUUAAGGAGCCGCUCGAUUUCCCGGCACGUGAAUUACGCAAACAUUUCCGUAUGGGUGACCAUGUGAAAGUGAUUGGUGGAAGAUAUGAAGGUGACACAGGUUUGAUUGUCAGAGUUGAAGAUAACAUGGUGAUAUUGUUUUCUGAUUUGACAAUGCAUGAGCUUAAAGUACUACCAAGGGAUUUACAGUUGUGUACUGAGAUGUCCUCUGGUGUAGACUCACUGGGACAGUUUGAAUGGGGAGACCUUGUUCAACUUGAUCCACAGACAGUGGGUGUUAUAGUUAGAUUAGAAAGAGAAUCAUUCCAAGUGCUAAACAUGCACGGCAAGUUAAACAAUGUAAAACACCAAGCAGUAUCUCAGAAGAAAGAAUCCAGAAAUGCAGUUGCAUUAGAUGCAGAACAAAACAAUAUACAAGUCAAAGAUAUUGUGAAAGUUAUUGAUGGACCACAUUCUGGUCGUCAGGGAGAAGUGAAACACAUCUACCGUAGCUUUGCUUUCCUACAUUCAAGGCUGAUGACUGAGAAUGGUGGUAUUUUUGUAUGCAGAACUAGACAUAUUGUACUCGCAGGAGGAUCCAGGCCUGCACAAAUAGACCCUGUCAGUGGAUACAUGUCUCCGCAUAUUGGCAGUCCUGCACAUCCUGGUAGCGGUGGUGUAAGGGGAGGUGGUCGCGGAGGGGGUCAAGGCGGCGGCGGUCGAGGGAGAGGAAGGAGGGACAUGGAACUUAUUGGACAAACUGUGCGUAUUCGUGAAGGUCCUUUCAAAGGGUACAUCGGCAUUGUAAAAGAUGCCACCGAGUCUACCGCCCGUGUUGAACUACAUACCAAUUGUAAGACUAUCUCUGUUGACAAAAACAGGUUAAAUCCAGUCAAUCAACCUACUAGCCGAGGUAGUACCACCUCGUAUAGACAUACACCAUUACAUCCAGGACAGACGCCCAUGUAUGGUUCACGUACACCCAUGUAUGGAUCACAAACGCCAUUACAUGAUGGUAGCCGAACACCUCACUACGGUUCACAGACUCCCUUACAUGAUGGUAGUCGUACUCCAGGACAGACUGGGGCGUGGGACCCUACCAAUCGAAAUACACCUGCCAGAACUGAUGAGUUUGAUUAUCGAUUUGAUGAACCUACACCAUCACCAGCUUAUGGUGGAACGCCUAAUCCUGCAACUCCAGGUUACUCAGCAGACACGCCUCCUAGUAAUGGUCCAUACACUCCAGCCACACCAGGUAGUUCUACAAUGUACAGUAGUAGUGAUCAUACAUACUCUCCGUAUCAACACAGUAGUACUCCAUCACCAGGCGGUUACCAAGGUACACCAAGUCCGGCAAACUAUCAACCAGCUCCCAGUCCGGGUGGAUAUCAGCCGACGCCGUCACCAGCGUACCAACAGUCUCCAUCACCGGGCGGUUAUCAAUUGACACCAAGUCCAGGUGGUUAUCCUAUGACACCAGGUGCACCUUCACCCGGUGGUUUCAAUCCUUUAACACCGGGUGCCAGUCUAGAUUCUGGUUCGUCAGAGUGGCAAACGAUACAUAUUGAAGUCAAAGUGAAGGCCACACACGAAGACUCCGCACUCAUUUAUAAAAUUGGUGUAAUUAGAGGAAUUUCUGGUGGAAUGUGUUCUGUUUUCAUUCCUGAUGAAGGACGAGUUGUAAACGUACACAGCGAUCAUUUAGAACCAGUCAUGCCGUCGAAACAAGACAAAGUGAAAGUUAUACUCGGAGAAGAUAGAGAGUCCACCGGAACUCUUAUAAAUAUUGACGGCCAGGAUGGAAUCGUCAAAAUGGACCAAGCUGUUGGCAGUGAUGUACAGUUGAAAAUUCUUCAUCUUGGACAUUUAGGGAAGUUUGUUGAGUAGAGGGAUUCCUCGUGUGCUGGCAAAUUUGUGACAGAACAGAAACAAUUUUCAGGAGAUUGUUGACAUGUGCUGGUGUGUUUCAACGUCGCCCAUACAAAUGGUGCAAACACAAUAAAAACCCUGUUGUAUUUAUGUAUACAGUGCUGAAAACAUUUUCAAUAUGAAUUUCUCCUCUCUGGUCGUAGUAUAUAAUAAUCAUCUUUCUGUCGAUUUUAAGCAUGAGAAAUUCGUUUUAUGUAUUUCUCAUGUAUAAGCAGCCAUGUUAAAAUGUGUACAAGCUUGAGGGGUCAUAUUAUAAUAUCUACAUGCUUAAGGAACCUUGUUCCAAUCUAUAUGGUCAUUGGCAACAAUUGAAUGUAAUUAGCAUAACAACUCCACAAUUUCAGGAAUGUUUUUAGUCAGGGUUUUUAAAAUACAAAAUUACAUCGAUAUCUUGGUUGAAAAAAAAAUCAGUGAUUAUAAAAACGUUGGGUGAUAUACAGAUUGCUUCAUUUGUUGUCAGAAAAGCAACAUCAAAACAAAGUCUCUUGCGAGUUCAACCCAAAAAAGAUUACAAGUGAGUUAGUUAUGUGGAAAAGACUUGCAGUUUAUUGUGUAAGAACUUUUUCAAUGCUAAUUUUAUCUUAGGAUGAUACUCAUACUUAAAUACAAGAGCAGGUCAAAGGGCACAGUGGCAGGUCAAAGGGCACAGUGGCAGGUCAAAGGGCACAGUGGCAGGUCAACUCAUGCCUAAGAAAAUAUUGACUGAAUGACUGAAUAAUUUAGCAAUGCUGGUAAAACACAGAUAAAUUAAGUUAAUAUUAUGUGUUUUGAUUUUUUUUUUUACUGUCCAUAACACCACAUUCUGUCACUCAAUAGUUUUUGCUUUUAUUAAAACCUAAGGUUCUACGAAAUAAAUCUAAGACAAAGUUCUGGGAAUAUAUAAACCAAUAAAUUACAGAAAUCUGUCAAGUAAAUAAUGUGGUUGGAUUUUCAGAUGGUCGAAACUGGAGUUUUUACAGCAAAAUAGGCUAUGGCACAGUCUAAAUUAGCUUAGGGGGCCUUGUUAGAAUGUAUAAUAUUUUUGACAACCAUCAAAUGGAAUUACAGCUGCCUUUUUGUGGGUGGGAGGGAGCCCUAUUACAAUACAUAUACUAGCUUAAGGAGCUUCAUUACUAUGUACCAAUCUAUUAUUGCCAAACAUCAAAUGGAAUUACUUCAUAUAGCUGAAUGGACCCUGAUAAAAUCUACCAGCUUAGGUAACCUAAUGACUCUAUAUACUAGCUUAAGGAGCUUCAUUACUAUGUACCAAUCUAUUAUUGCCAACCAUCAAAUGGAAUUACUUCAUAUAGCUGAAUGGACCCUGAUAAAAUCUACCAGCUUAGGUAACCUAAUGACCUUAUAUACUAGCUUAAGGAGCUUUGUUUCAUUGCAUAUAAUCAUUGUUCAUCAAAUGUUUCAAACUAAUGAGAAACAUUUCACUUUUAUUUUAUUCAGCUCAACAGUCUUGAGGAAAUGACUGAUGUUAUUUAACUACUACAUUUGGGUUGCGUUAUUUUCUUGUGAACAUUUUUAUUAAAUUGAUCAUUUGUUUGAAA
Saccoglossus kowalevskii is the source of this 5084-nucleotide messenger RNA. RefSeq names its product transcription elongation factor SPT5. Gene Ontology annotation, cellular component: DSIF complex. The record is from RefSeq and is a predicted model, not a curated record. Gene Ontology annotation, molecular function: protein binding; mRNA binding. Gene Ontology annotation, biological process: transcription elongation by RNA polymerase II; transcription elongation-coupled chromatin remodeling; regulation of transcription by RNA polymerase II. NCBI's taxonomy places the organism in Eukaryota, Metazoa, Hemichordata, Enteropneusta, Harrimaniidae.